This is a messenger RNA of Xyrauchen texanus (razorback sucker), 4729 nucleotides long. RefSeq names its product leucine-rich repeats and calponin homology (CH) domain containing 1 (gene lrch1). Gene Ontology annotation, molecular function: protein binding. The record is from RefSeq and is a predicted model, not a curated record. Lineage: Eukaryota; Metazoa; Chordata; Actinopteri; Cypriniformes; Catostomidae. The coding region runs from base 128 to 2377 and encodes 749 amino acids. The transcript has 20 exons.
AGGACAGUAAGAGGAAAGUCCUCUAGGAGGAAAUUCACGCACUACUGUUACUCGAGACAAGCACAUUUCUUUGGGGAAUACCGAUCGCAGAGCCUCUAGUUUUGUAUAUUCUUCCGAUUGGGCGAAUAUGGCGACGCUGGGACCAGAGCCCCGUCCUCACUCCCAGCUGCCUCCUGCCGCAUUACAGGCGAACCUCAGCGGACUGGGCUCAAACACGAACCUGCCUAUAAACCGGGGCUUGGAGAGAGCUCUGGAGGAUGCGGCGAACUCUGGAUUUCUAAACCUCAGCACAAGAAAACUGAAAGAAUUCCCUCGGACAGCGUCUAAUUAUGACCUGACGGAUACGGUUGAAGCAGACCUGUCGAAGAAUCGAUUGAUUGACAUCCCAUCAGAGGUGUGUCACCUGGUCUCCCUGGAAACGCUGAACCUUUAUCACAACUGCAUCAAAAUCAUCCCAGAUACCAUCAUCAACCUACAGUCACUUACCUUCUUAAACAUCAGCCGGAACCAGUUGUCAGUACUGCCAGCAUGUGUGUGUGGUCUUCCCUUGCGAGUGCUCAAUGCCAGCAAUAACAAACUCAACGCACUUCCAGAAAGCAUUGGCCUGCUCACCAAUCUCAUGGAACUGGAUGUAAGCUAUAAUGAAAUCACAGCUCUUCCACGUCACAUUGGCCGACUCAAAGCCUUGAGGGAACUCAAUGUGCACCGAAACCUUCUCUGUGUCCUACCAGAGGAUUUGGCAGAUCUACCUCUGGUCAAGUUUGACUUCUCCUGUAAUAAAGUUUCCACUAUUCCUGUCUGCUAUCGAAAAAUGACCCACCUCCAAUCACUACAGCUAGAGAACAAUCCACUUCAGAGUCCACCUGCACAGAUCUGCAUGAAGGGUAAGAUCCAUAUAUUUAAAUACCUCACCAUGGAGGCGUGUCGUAGUGACAAGAUGGCUGAUGCCCUGUAUCUGCCCAUCACGGACCGGCUCAGCUUGACACGACCCACCAAUGGGAGCACUGAGGACAUUGAUCAGCACAAGAAACUUGACAGCGACUCUGGGGUGGGCAGUGACAACGGUGACAAACGCCUCUCCGCUACAGAGCCAUCAGAUGAAGAGAGUCUUAGCCUGAAUGUGCCCAUGACCAACAUCACAGAGGAGGAGAGCCUGAGCAAAGACGACUCCACUGAACACAUCAGCGCCCUGACAGCAGAUAAAAGUCCGUCUGAAUCUCUAAAGGAACAGCUGGGCUACAGAGGCUCCUCUCUCAGCUCACCAUUUGUCAACUAUAUAAAGGGUCGAGGUGCUGACAUUGAUGAGCCCCUCAGGAUAGAAGAAGACAGCAACUGGACAUCAGAACAAACGUCAAAGGUCAAUAUGAUCAAUCAGCUAAAGGAGGCUGUGGAGAUGCUACAGGAUCCUAACAGGGUUAACCUGAACUCCGCUGAUCUCUCUGGCAUUAAACUUUACCCUGUGGAAAUGGUCACUGUAGACGAAUCGCUCAAUGGCCAGGACAGUGAUGAGGGUCAGAUGACACCUAAGGGGGACGUGAUUGGCCAGGAAGGAUCAGGUGAUAGUUGUGAGAACCAAGAUACCCAGAAUGAAGACAAAACACCAGUUUCGAGUCCCACGUUAAGCUCGCCUCCCUUUGGUCUGAAGCCAAGAUCAGCUUCACCCUCUGUGCCCUGCUCGACUCCGCCUUGUCCCCUCCCCCUUACACAGGCCCUGCCCACCGAUAGAGACAUGCCCCCUAGCCCAGCUGAAGGAGACGUGUCAAGCAGUGUGUUUUUCAGGACGCACAAGCCUCUGGAAUCAGUGGAUCCUCAGUUUACCAUAAGGAGAAAGAUGGAGCAGCUGAGAGAGGAGCUGGAACUCACAGAGCAAUUACGAGAGAGUAUUGAGAGCAGAUUGAAAGUAGUUCUUCCUGAAGAUCUGGGCUCCUCUCUCAUGGACGGGGUUGUGCUAUGUCACCUAGUGAAUCACAUUCGGCCUCGUUCAGUGGCCAGUAUCCAUGUACCUUCCCCGGCAGUGCCCAAGCUUAGCAUGGCUAAAUGCCGCAGAAACGUUGAAAACUUUUUGGAUGCCUGCAGGAAAAUGGGAGUCCCUCAGUCCUCUAUUUGUUCGGCUUAUGACAUUCUGCAGUGUAACUUACGGCCAGUCUGGGCCGUGAUCGGGGCCUUGCUCGUGCUGGAGAGCAAAGGAACAAAGCAGAAGGAAGGAAAGGUGGAAAGUGACAGGGAGAAAGAGACUGAGGGCAAGAAGCUUGUCCCAGAGUCCACUCAGACUCCACCCCCUUCCUGGCAAAUAUGGGAUCUGAUUGGCUCAAGUUUGCUACAUGUUUUCUGUCUGGUGGUGCUGUUUGUGGCCUACAGCUGGAGUGAAUUGAAAUAACAUAUAUGCACAAACAUUCCAAUAAUGUAUGUCACUCAUUGAUUCUGGAAAGCACAUUUAACCGUUUGGGUUGGUUAAGGUGUGGUAACACUAGACUUUGGUGCCCACGAUAAUUAUCGGCAACUGUAUAUGAUGUCACGCUGUAGAGCUUCUGUUUUUAUUGAACAAUAAAUAACCAAUAGUACUACUCCACUUUCCUAUGACACUUAAAACCAUGCAGUUUUUGUUUUAAGCCAAUAGUUCAAUCUGUGUUUUUAACGUUUAAAUCCUCUAUUGGUGGAAAAGAUGAAACUUCUUCACAUGUGCUUGUGUUUGCUCUUCAUGCGUGUAUAUCUCGAGUAUGCACGGAAGUGACAAAGUCUAGUAUGGCCACACCUUUAUACUUGAGAUAGUUUGUUAUAAAAUGGACACUGCAAAUUUGCGAUUUGUAGUUUCGUUAUUUCAUAAGUUUCACUAACACUUGCUUUUUGAUUAGGCUAUGGUAAAAUCAUACAUAACAUACUGUACAGGCCGAUUUAAACUUCUGCGUCAAACCUACGGCGUAGCCUGACGUGCACCUCUCCAAAAAUGUAACCAUGCGUCGUGUUGACGCAGACGUCAACAGCUGUGAUUGGUCCUCUUUGUAACCAGAGAUGUCCCCCAGGACGACAAAGAUAUCUGAGGUAGGGUCGCAUUUUCUCCAAGAUUAUUUUAAGAUCUAUGCAUCAUGUCACAUUGUAGUUGGACUCGGAAGCAUUGUUUUCCCAGGACUUUUACUCCGUAUAUAUUUGGUAUGUGAGCGACACUAUUUUAAACUUUAAAACAACACCCAUUAUGUGUUGGUCAAGCGAGUAGACUAGCUAUAAUUUAUUUGUGCCAAACUAUUUAUUUAUUAUUGUUCUAGAGCAAGCAUACAGUUUAUGCCGGAUGUUUUUUUUUUUCUCUCUGCAUGCUAGACACGUUUAAUAAAUAAUAUAAAACGGAUAGUUCCAGUCCUGGAUGCUGAUUGGUCAACAGCUGUGCUUUAUUCAUGAUAAAGCACAGCUCUGACCUCAUCAUGGAACCUUUAUUUAUAUCACUCCACAGCACCCAUAACUGACAGUUAUUCUUGUUGCCUAGCAACGUUCUGUUUAUUGUUUACUGCCAGCAACAAGAAAAGAGAAAAGCAUUAUUUAAUGGCGAUUACACACCUCAAAACAUUAGUUUAAGUGAACAGAACUGCUUAUAACGUCUCAUAACACACUCAUUUUGAUGCUGUGAACUAUUUAUUAUUAUUUAUUUACUAUUACCUUUACUAAGAAUUGAAUGAAUACCUAAAUUAAUUAAUGUUAAGUUAUUAGCUUUAAUUUACCUUGGAGCAAAUGUAGAGUGUCAUCGCUGAUGCUAUGUAUAUAUAUAUAUAUAUAUUCAUAUGGGACAAACAGAGGUGUAGUGGUAAAAAAAGAGGUGGGUAAACUAUAAAUUCUGGUGGACCACGACGUGGUCACCCGGUAAGGUGGGCCACUGCCUACCGGUGUAUGUGUAUCCUGAUGACAUCGCUAUAGGCUAUCAUUUGAUGGUACUACCAAGGGUAUCACUGGUUGUUCCCUCAUCAUAGGUCACACAAUCACUAUUCAAUUCAUACAUUAAUCUAAGUUCUUGUUAAAGAGACCCAAGAAGGAAUAAUAUGGUUGAAAUCUAUAAAGUUUACUAAAUGACAAAACAGAGAGAACAAAAAUAUAUUUAAGAGAGAUAGAGAGGGAGGCUUAUAUCCAGGGCUUCCAAUGCAAUGCACUUGUACAUAAUGAUUAGGGAUUUGGGAUUAUUUUCAUAGUCGAUUAAUCUGUUGAAUAUUUUCUCGAUUAAUAAAUUAGUUGUUUGGUCUAUAAUAUGUCAGAACAAUGUGGAUCAGUGUUUCCCAAAAGCCCAGGAGGAUGACGUCCUCAAAUGUCUCGUUUUGUCCACAACUCAAAGAUAUUCAGUUUACUGUCACAGAGGAGAGAAGACACUAGAACAUAUUCACAUUUAACAAGCUGGAAAUGUGAUAACAAAUAUCAACGCUGACCGCCACACAUUGAUUUUCGAUUUAUUUUUUAUUUUUUACUAAGCCUAUUUAAAAUCGUAUUUGAUUGCAGAGAGCCGUAGCGCAUUCGCGCAGCACUAGGCUACCUCUCGCUCGUCCCUCUCUCUCUCUCUCUCUCUCACCCGUACCUCUCGCACUCUCUCUCCGUCAUGGAACACCGCUGCAUAAAUCUGUCCAACACAGCACUGUCAGUUAUUACUUAUUAGCCAGCAUGCAAGGAGCCUAGCUAAUAAGGAGAGCUAAGUUAUUGUUAGAAUACAGCUGGAUUUUUGAGGUCAGCACGCUGUAUAUACACUCACCUAAAGGAUUAU